Brassica rapa (field mustard) is the source of this 1439-nucleotide messenger RNA. Its product is annotated as B-box domain protein 30. Gene Ontology annotation, molecular function: zinc ion binding. NCBI's taxonomy places the organism in Eukaryota, Viridiplantae, Streptophyta, Magnoliopsida, Brassicales, Brassicaceae. The record is from RefSeq and is a predicted model, not a curated record.
ACUUAACCACCGGGCACAGUGACUAGAAAACACUCAAUAACGAAGAGUUUGUCGUCACCCCUAAAAUAAAUCAUUUUCUUUAUGCUUACUCCAUUCACAAAUCACCAUUAUGUGAUAAAUAAUUGAUUGUAUAACUAAUUCUUUCUUUUCUCGGUGGUGAAUUGUUCUAGGCUAAACGAGAGUACAAGUCACUAGAAUUUAACUAGUGAGAGAUGGUUAUUCGCUUUUGAUGUUAUAAAUAAAUCUUCAGAUUUUUGUGUUAUACAGUACAAUGUACUAAAGAUAUCAUGCACUUUGAACAAAGAUAAAACAUCAAAAUGAAUACUUAUGUGCUACAAUUUUAAAACUAGUACACGUUAUAAACAGUUAAACUAAUUGUUGUAACAUAAUAUUUUUUUUGGCAAAACAUUUAAGUUUAGUUGUCCUUUUUUGAUAAAAAAAAAACAUAUUUCCUUGUCGUGCUCUGAUUUUGGAUAGCAAAAAAAAACUUGCACAGACAUUAAUGUAUGUGGAUACUAUAUACUUUUCUAUAGACCACAAAAACACAAUGAUUUCAUUCUAGAAUGCGAUGUGAACCAAAGGGUCAUAAACGAGUCAACUUGAAGCUGUUCUUGGAACUUGUGCAUGGCAAUGCAUCUAACAUGAGGAGGAGAGAUCGUCUGGUGGAGAAAAGAAAACAAAUUAUUGACAUUUUUGUCAUCGAGUGAUAAUUACGUCAAAAUGAUAGGUUGAUAUACGUACACGUGUAAAGCUUAUUUAAUGUCUUAAACAAAAUAGCCAGAUGCUUUUAAAAAAUCAUUCCUAUAUAAAUCAAAUCUUGAAACCGAGAGAUGAAGACAGAGAGUAAUAAGAAAAUAAACAUGUGCAGAGGUUUUGAGGAACAAGAGAGAAGAAGAGACGACGGAGGAUGCCGGAGAAUCAGAGCUCCGGUAAGCUGCGAUCUCUGCGGUGAGAACGCAGCCGUGUAUUGUGAAGCCGACACUGCUUUCCUCUGUAGGAAAUGCGAUCGAUGGGUCCACUCUGCGAAUUUUCUUGCUCGGAGACAUCUUCGGCGCGUGAUCUGCACAACUUGCCGGAGAUUAACUCAUCGUUUUCUUGUCGGAGAUAAUUUCAGUGUCGUCUUACCAGAGUCCAAAGAUAAAGAUACGAGUUGAAGAAGAUCGUAGAGUCAUUACAAAGUCACCUUUGUCUUUCUAUGUUCUAAUUUUUAGUUUCCUUCUCGUAGUUUGUUAGUUUUUGUGUUUUUAUUUCCUUUCUAAAGAAGUAAAGAUUGAAGUUAAAAUUAAAGAAAGAGAAGACUCGCCAGUGACCAAGAUGGAUAGUAACCACAGCUUUGUUUAUCUAUUACUAGUAAAAUAAGCUUUUAGACUCCCCAAACAAUAAGGAUGUUGAUUUCGUAGCAAAGCCCAUAGAGGAACAGACAGAAAUAAUAAAACAAA